Messenger RNA from Drosophila hydei, 1776 nucleotides. RefSeq names its product sphingolipid delta(4)-desaturase DES1 (gene ifc). Bases 217 to 1182 code for a protein of 321 amino acids. The record is from RefSeq and is a predicted model, not a curated record. Gene Ontology annotation, molecular function: sphingolipid delta-4 desaturase activity. Lineage: Eukaryota; Metazoa; Arthropoda; Insecta; Diptera; Drosophilidae. Gene Ontology annotation, biological process: ceramide biosynthetic process. The transcript has 2 exons. Gene Ontology annotation, cellular component: membrane.
CACUAAUUUUAUGCGGGUGCCUGUUCUGUAUUGUUGCUAGUGCCGCUUCAUUUACAGUUUUCACUUUGUCAACGUCGCGUUGCUGCCGCUGCUAUAGAAUCAAAAGUAUUAUAAACCGGUCGAUAAUGACAAACAGCUGGCUGUAGCCGACAUAUUACUACACUACAACAACAAACGACUCCGAGCAACAGCAACAAUUAAUAAAUAAAAGUCGAAAUGGGACAAAAAGUAUCGCGCAACGAUUUCGAAUGGGUUUAUACGGAAGAACCGCAUGCCUCGCGUCGCAAAAUCAUACUCGAGAAAUAUCCGCAGAUCAAGAAACUUUUUGGUCAUGAUCCCAAUUUCAAAUGGAUCGCCGGCGCCAUGGUGCUGACCCAAAUACUGGCUCUGUUCAUUGUCAAGGACUUGUCUUGGCCGUGGCUAUUGGUUUUGGCCUAUUGCUUUGGCGGCAUUCUGAAUCAUUCGCUCAUGUUGGCCGUGCAUGAAAUAUCCCAUAAUUUAGCCUUCGGUCACAGCCGUCCCAUGCACAACCGCAUUUUGGGCUUCAUUUGCAAUUUGCCUAUCGGACUGCCCAUGAGCAUUUCGUUUAAAAAAUAUCAUUUGGAGCAUCAUCGUUAUCAAGGCGAUGAGGUGAUCGACACGGAUAUACCGACACUGCUGGAGGCGCGACUAUUCGAUACGACAUUUGGAAAAUUUCUGUGGGUUUGCCUGCAGCCGUUCUUCUACAUAUUCCGUCCGUUGGUGGUUAAUCCGAAGCCACCGACACGCCUGGAGAUCAUCAAUACGAUCAUACAGUUGACAUUCAAUGCGGCUGUGGUUUACUUCAUUGGUUGGAAGUCGAUGGCGUAUCUACUGAUUGGCUCGAUAUUGGCGAUGGGCUUGCAUCCAGUGGCCGGGCACUUCAUAUCGGAACACUAUAUGUUCGCCAAGGGCUUCGAGACGUACUCAUAUUACGGUCCACUCAAUUGGAUUACCUUUAAUGUGGGCUAUCACAAUGAGCAUCACGAUUUUCCGGCGGUGCCCGGCUCCCGGCUGCCAGAGGUGAAGCGCAUCGCCAAAGAAUUCUACGAGACGAUGCCGCAGCACACCAGCUGGACGCGCGUGCUCUACGAUUUUGUGAUGGAUCCGGCUGUGGGUCCAUAUGCGCGCGUCAAGCGACGACAGCGUGGAUUGGCAUCCUAAGAUGCGGCGCCCACCCAAUUCGUAUGCGAAUGUUGCAAUGAUUUUACUAGCGGUUUCCUGGCAUCAUGUAAUCUCAGUGUUUAGCUUUAGAACUAAGUAGAUAUUUUUAUUUGAUUUCUUCUCUUGGUCAUUCUGUCAACUGGCAACAGGUGCAAACUAAACGCAAAUUCGCCUGCCAAAUCCUAAUUUUUAUAACUGAUUAAAAGAUUUGUGGCUAAAAAAGUGUGAAGCUUUAGUCGACAAGGUGAAUUGAUUGUUAAACUAUUAUUGUUACCUCAGCACACAACUAAAAUAAAGGCAUGUUAUCAAUUAUGAUUAUUGUAAAUCUUCUGCUACAGAUAUGAUUAUAUGAAUAUGUGUAUUACAAAGCAGAGGAAUAUAUUAUAGUGCUUUAGUAUUUUCUAACUAUGUAUGUUUAAAACUAAUGCCUAAUGCUGCAGCACACAUACACACACACACACACGAUGUACCAACUAUUUUUGAUAGCCUCUUGAAACUAAUAUCUAAAAAACAACAAACAAAAACCAAAAAACCAAAAACUAAUGUAAACUCAACUGCACGCGGCAUUAGAAACUAUAUAUACAGAUGUGUAUA